Molecule: messenger RNA, 333 nt
Organism: Limanda limanda (common dab)
Lineage: Eukaryota; Metazoa; Chordata; Actinopteri; Pleuronectiformes; Pleuronectidae
Gene: sst7
Product: somatostatin family member 7
Exons: 2
Coding region: 1-333 (110 amino acids)
Biological process (GO): regulation of cell migration
Cellular component (GO): extracellular region
Molecular function (GO): hormone activity
Source: RefSeq, a predicted model, not a curated record
AUGCAGCUCCUGGUGGUGUUAGCAGCUCUCAUGGGGGUUGUGUUCAGCGUUAGAGCAGCCGCUGUGUUUCCUGUGGACGACCGGAGCCCCAUCCAUAUGAACAGGGAGCUGAGCAAAGAGCGCAAGGAGCUGAUCCUGAAGCUGGUGUCCGGCUUGUUGGAUGGAGCCCUGGACACCAACAUGCUGCCGGGGGACGUGGCCCCUGUGGAUCUGGAGGAGCCGCUGGAGUCUCGCCUGGAGGAGAGGGCUGUCUACAACCGUCUAUCACUGCCUCAGCGCGACCGCAAAACCCCCUGUAAAAACUUCUUCUGGAAAACGUUCACCUCCUGCUAA